CAUCACCAUCAUCCCCUAGACACAGUUCUGAGACAACACACCUGCACAUUCCUUUCCAUCUUACAAUGCCAGAGACUUUCACUGUGAAAGUUGAAGAGGGAAGGCCUGCAACUGAUGGAAAACCAUCUGCAGGUCCUGUCUAUAGGAGCAUUUAUGCUAAAGAUGCUCUCUUGGAAGUUCCUUCUCAUUUGGAAUCACCUUGGGAUUUCUUCAGGGACUCUGUUAAGAGGAACCCCAACAGCAAAAUGCUUGGUAGGCGUCAAAAAACAGAAUCUAAGGCAGGUUCCUACAUAUGGCUUACAUAUCAAGAGGUUUAUGAUGCUGCCUUGAAACUGGGUUUUGCCAUGAAGAGCCGAGGUGUUAAUCCAGGAGAUCGUUGUGGCAUAUUUGGGUCCAACUGCCCUGAAUGGAUCAUUGCAAUGGAGGCUUGCAAUAGCUGUGCAGUGUCAUAUGUUCCCUUAUAUGACACCCUUGGUCCUAAUGCAGUGGAGUUUAUCAUAAAUCAUGCUGAAGUUUCAAUUGCAUUUGUUCAGGAAAAAAAAAUUCAAUCAAUUUUGUCAUGUCUUGUGCAGUGUUCUUCAAAUCUUAAAACAAUUGUAAGCUUUGGAAGUGUUUCGACCACACAAAAGAAGGAAGCUGAGGAACAUGGUGUGUCCUGCUUCUCGUGGGAAGAGUUUCUCCAGAUGGGAUGUCUGGAUUGGGAUUUACCAUUGAAAAAGAAGACAGACAUUUGCACAAUAAUGUACACCAGUGGAACAACUGGAGAUCCCAAAGGCGUUGUUAUUAAGAAUGGGGCUUUCAUGGCUGAAGUGUUGUCUGUUGACCACAUACUUAUGUUAACAGACAGAGUGGCAGCAGAAGACGAUGUGUACUUCUCCUUUCUUCCUCUUGCUCACGUAUAUGACCAAAUAAUGGAGACCUAUUGCAUCUCUAAGGGCUCAUCAAUAGGAUUUUGGCAAGGAGAUGUCAGGUUUUUGCUGGAAGAUGUUCAGGCACUUCAACCAACUAUAUUUUGUGGUGUUCCUAGAGUUUAUGAUCGUAUUUGUGCUGGUAUCAAGAGCAGACUUGCCUCAGCAGGAGUACUGCGGAGUACAUUGUUUCAGUAUGCUUACAACUACAAGUUAAAAUAUAUGGAGAAGGGUCUUCCACAACACAAAGCAGCACCUCUGUUCGAUAGGCUUGUGUUUGACAAGACAAAACAAGCACUGGGUGGACGUGUUCGCAUCCUGUUAUCAGGAGCUGCUCCUUUGCCUAGGCAUGUGGAAGAGUUUAUGAGGGUCACCAGUGGAUCUACAUUAUCACAAGGAUAUGGUCUUACUGAAAGUUGUGGUGGGUGUCUCACUGCAAUAAGCAAUGUGUUUUCUAUGAUGGGAACAAUUGGAGUCCCUACAACGACCAUUGAGGCCAGGCUUGAAUCUGUGCCAGAGAUGGAAUAUGAUGCACUUUCCAAUGUAGCCCGAGGAGAAAUUUGUCUGAGAGGAAAUACCUUGUUCUCUGGUUAUCACAAGCGUGAAGAUCUGACCAAAGAGGUUAUGGUUGAUGGUUGGUUUCACACAGGAGACAUUGGAGAGUGGCAACCAAAUGGAGCCAUGAAAAUUAUUGAUAGGAAGAAGAAUAUCUUCAAAUUAUCUCAAGGAGAAUAUAUUGCUGUGGAGAAUAUUGAAAACAAGUAUUUGCAGUGCCCCCUUAUAGCAUCGAUUUGGGUGUAUGGAAACAGCUUUGAGUCAUUCUUGGUGGCUGUUGUGGUCCCUGAAAGAAAGGCCAUUGAGGAUUGGGCAGUAAUGCACAAUGUGAGUGAUGAUUUUAAAUCAUUAUGUGACAAUCUAAAAGCAAGAAAGUACAUUUUGGAUGAGCUCAACAGCACUGGUCAGAAACUCCAACUCAGAGGAUUUGAGCUGCUAAAAGCCAUUCACCUGGACCCAAAUCCCUUUGACGUGGAGAGAGAUUUAAUAACUCCAACCUUCAAAUUGAAGAGACCACAAUUGCUCAAGUACUAUAAGGAUCACAUUGAUCAACUAUACAGAGAAGCAAAGGGAGUAAUGCAGUGAACCAUGUGCAACGAUUUUUCUGAAUUCAAGCAGUUAUGAAGCAAAAUCCAUUUGGCAUUCUGUAUAUUUUGGUUUAUCAUUGUAUUUACUCAUGUGAAAAAUCAUAAACAUAGAUAGAAUAGUUCGUAUGUUGAAACAAAAACUUUUUGUAAAAAAAUCACAUAAUAAAUUGUGUGGACAAUGCAACUUAUUUAUUUCUUUUGGCAUAUGAACUCCAA
Messenger RNA from Vigna umbellata (rice bean), 2266 nucleotides. Its product is annotated as putative CoA ligase CCL6. Lineage: Eukaryota; Viridiplantae; Streptophyta; Magnoliopsida; Fabales; Fabaceae. Gene Ontology annotation, molecular function: long-chain fatty acid-CoA ligase activity. The record is from RefSeq and is a predicted model, not a curated record. Gene Ontology annotation, biological process: cutin biosynthetic process; fatty acid metabolic process; wax biosynthetic process. Gene Ontology annotation, cellular component: membrane; endoplasmic reticulum.